CUGCUUUAAUUUCUAGUCCAAAAUGUAACUUUCAUUGCUUCCUUUUUUUCUUGUUAGGCAUUUUUAUUUAAAAAAACAAUUGCAAGAAGAGCAGUUCACUUGGAUCGUGUCUAGAAACCAGACAGCUACCAGUUUCACUUCCCUCAGCGACAUGUGGUGAGAAGCAGGAGUGGUAAAACACAACGCUUGGUGCUUCAGGAGGUUUCUUGCUCCAGCUCCUCGGGUGAUACCCAUGCUGCUUUCUCCUGCACCCCUGGCCUCCUGAAGAUGCCCAGGAGAGGACCUCUUCCUCCGUGGACACUCGUGGUGCUGCUGGUCCCAUCACAGCUGGCAGGCUGCCUCCUCAGUCCCUGCUUGGAGGUCAUCCCGAACAAAACUUUCAGCUGCACGGGACUGAACGUCUCUGGGGUUCCUGCUGAAGUCCCAAAUACCACCCAGAACUUGGAUCUCAGUUUCAGCAAUCUGAAAUCACUGGGGCCAAAUUAUUUUUCAUCAGUCCCUGAGCUGCAGCUUCUGGAUCUUACGAGGUGCCAGCUCCAUACAAUAGAGGAUAACUCUUUUGAGGAUCUUCAUAAACUGACCACCUUAGUUUUAACUGCCAAUUCCCUCCAGUACCUGGGGGCAGCAGCCUUCUAUGGGUUAACAUCUCUGAAAAAGCUAGUAUUGGUGGAAACCAACGUCGCUUCUCUGUCUGACCUGCCCAUCGGACACUUGCAUACCCUGCAGGAGCUGAAUUUGGGCCACAAUAGCAUCGCUUCCUUGAAGCUUCCCAAGUAUUUCGCCAACCUGACCUCUCUCAGGCACCUAAGCUUCUUCUCCAAUAAGAUCACGUGUAUCUCCAAAGGAGACCUUGAUCCCCUGAGGGAAGUGAACAGGCUCAACCUCACACUGGUGCUUUCCUUGAAUGAUAUAAAACAUAUAGAGCCAGGGUCCUUCGCAGGAAUUCGCCUUGGUGAGUUGGUUCUAAGGUCCUCUUUUGAGAACUUCAUUGUGAUGCAAACGUCUCUUCAAGGCCUGACUGGUUUACAGGUCAACAGACUAAUAGUUGGAGAAUUCAGCAACAAUCAGAGACUGGAAGACUUUCAGAGUGGACUCCUGAGCGGACUGUGUCAGGUAAAAAUGCAAGAGUUUGUCUUAAUCUGUUUCAGGGAUUUUGAGCAUGACACAGACACGCUUUUUAACUGCAUAGGCAACGUCUCCAGCAUUCGGUUAGUGAAUCUUGAACUUGAAGAGGUGUCAGAGGUUCCUAUGUUCUCUCAAGUGAAACAGCUGGAAUGCAAGACAUGCAAGUUUAAGGAAGUGCCUGCCAUUAAGCUGUCUCUUUUCAAGGAGCUGAGAGUGCUUCGUAUCACCAAGAGCAAACACCUCAAUAGCUUCCGGCAGAAAUUUGAGAGUCUGAGUAACCUGGAGGUCGUGGACUUGAGUGAGAAUCGCCUCUCCUUCAGUAGCUGCUGUUCCCCUCAGUUUCGCAAGUGUCCAAAUCUGAAACACUUGAACCUAAGCUUCAAUGCUGACAUCGGUGUGACUGGAGAUUUCACUAAUGUGAAGAACUUAUUAUAUUUGGACUUUCAGCACACUAAGUUAUUUGGUCCUGGCUCCUACCCUGUCUUUCUAUCCCUUCAGAAACUCAUUUACCUUGAUAUUUCCUAUACAAGAACUCAUGUUAAAUCCCAGUGUACAUUUUGUGGCUUGAACUCUUUGCAAGUGCUCAAGAUGGCAGGCAACUCCUUUGAGAACAAUAUACUGGCCAACAGCUUCAAAAACUUAAGUAACCUCCACACCUUGGAUAUUUCGGGUUGCAAAUUAGUACAGGUGGAUCAAAGCACAUUUGAUGCUCUCUCUGGACUAAAAGAGCUAAAUAUCAGCAACAAUAAGCUACUGAGCUUUGAUCCCGUGGUCUACAAACCUCUUCAAGCCCUCACAGCCCUGGAUUUCAGCAACAACCAGCUGAGUGUUCUCUUGGACUCAGCCCUGGAAAUCCUGCCUGAAAGUCUGGUCCUGUUGGACAUCUCUCAAAACCUGUUUGAAUGCUCUUGCACGUACCUGAACUUCCUGAAAUGGAUCAAGGAAAAGCAGGAGCUACUGCAGAACAAGGAGCUGAUGAUUUGCCAUACGCCGGCGUACGUGAAGAAAGUCAGCCUGUCAGGCUUUGAUCUGUCCUCCUGCCAAGUCAAUCCAAGCAUAGUGUCCUGCUCGGUGAUCACUUUGCUCGCUGUAGUGGUGUUCCUCUUGCUGAUUUACAAGUACUACUUCCAGCUGUACUACUCAUUGGUGCUGCUCAGUGGGUGUAAACGCUCAGCAGAAAGGGGUAGCACCUAUGAUGCAUUUGUUAUCCACUCCAGCAAAGACCAUGAAUGGGUGAUGAAGGAGCUGGUGGAACCCUUAGAAGGAGGAACACCUCCCUUCCAGCUUUGUCUUUACUCCAGAGAUUUCCUGCCAGGGGUACCCAUUGUGACCAAUAUAAUUGAAGAAGGUUUUCUGAGUAGCAGAAAUGUCAUCGCAGUCAUCUCUAGUGACUUUCUGGAGAGCAAGUGGUGCAGCUUUGAGUUUGACAUUGCCCAGUCCUGGCAGCUUGUUGAAGGAAAGGCUGGAAUCAUCAUGAUUGUACUAGAAGAAGUGAAUAAGGCCUUGCUGAGGCAGAGGCUGGGACUGUCCCGAUACCUGAGGAGGAACACCUAUCUGGAGUGGAAAAACAAGGAGAUAAGCAAGCACAUCUUCUGGAGGCAGCUGACAGGAGUCCUGUUAGAUGGCAAAAAAUGGAAUCAUGAGGAGGUAAAGCUCAUGUGAGAGAAGGAGACAUCACUUCUGUUCUGUUUCCCAUCCCAGCCUUGGCUGAUGGCUGGUGCUUCUAAGCUGGUUCUCUGGCUGUUCAGAGUUGGAGGAAGUGGAUGGAGACACUGUGAAAGCACUACAGAAAUACCUGCCUUGAUGGUCACCCAUUCUCAAGGGAACUUGCAAGCUAAGGAGUAACAACAGCUGGAAGAGCUGCCCAUGCCUGAGCUUCAUGUUUGUCUGUAGCUGUCAACCAAAGCUGGUACAGCAGUCCACCCAGUUCUGGUGGGAUAGUGAAUAGAUGGACUGCUCUUAUGGUCAUUUGUCUGCCUCUGAAAGUGGAUUUGGGUCCUGGGACCAUUUAUCCAAUGGAACUUCAGGGUCUGUUGCUUUGAGUGAACCCCAGGUUCUCCAGGGGAGAGCACAGGUACAGGAUUCUCAGCUCUAAAAAUGGUGGGAAGCAGAAACAAGAAUUGAAUUGUGAAAGGCAUGGGUCCACCUCCUUGGGCACCAUGACUCAGGGGAAAAACCCUGCAGAAGGAAACGGGGUGCCCUGCAGCCACAGACUGCAUGGCAGCUACUCAGUGAAGCUGAGCAAUGAUGUCAUCAGUGUGUGGGGGGGUUGCCAUUGGUGGAAAACUUCCCCAAAGUGUUUAUUUCAGUUCUCGUUAGACCAAGACCAAAUAUCGUACCCCCCAGAUAUUUCCAUCCCCUGAAUUUCUUAUUUAUAUCCAGAUUAUAUAGAGUUUAAGAGAGUGCUUCGAGGUUUUCGUGUGAUAUCCAAAGAUCAGUGGGAUGAGAAAAAAAGCUGCAGAAAUGCUUGAUACCUUUGAAAUCGAGGUAUUUCUUGAUAUCUCCACACGUGUGGUCAGUCUUUCCAAGGGUUCGGCUGCUGCGUGGGACAGGACAGUCACUGGAAGGGAGAGUUUUGCCUUUGUUUCCCUGAGAACGUGCCUGACAUUUUGCAGGGAGAAGAGAUAGAGGAGAAAAGUCUGGGUUAGCUAAACUGACUGCAUCCCAGCACCACCCUGAAGACAGGGAAGGGAAGUCUAAAUGCCAUUGAAUCAUAUUACAGAGCACCCCAUUGACGUGUGGAAUAUUGAAUAGUGCUGGAGUAUUGCUCUCUAUUUACGGAAGGCUUUGGUUGGGAUUAAUCACUGAAUUAGUCUAGUUUUAAACUUGCAAAUCCUUCUAUAAUCAAUGGCGUUCUACAGAGAUAAAACAGAAGCAAUUGAGUGGUGAAUCAGAUCUGAUAUUUAUUCAGAAGAAAGGGCCUGAUCCAUCUCAGUUUUCCGAGCACCAGUCAGCGACAUCUCCGACUUCUCCGGGGAAGCGGGUGAUAAGGGAGAGCCACAUCAGACACUAUUUGCAGAAGAGGGAGAGCUGGUUCUGGGGCUUUUGCUGGCAAAAGCUGAAUCACAGUUCCCUCUUUACGUGCUGUGUCAGUAGGAUAUUGGGGUAACACUACCCAAACACCCCACAGCCCUCUCUAAGGUGUUUUGUGACCCGUGAGAUGAAGCUUUAAUAAAACUAAGCCCGAUGCUGCAUUCAAUUGCCAAGUGAGUGAGUUUGCCAUCUGCCAGGUCCUGUUGCAGUGAUUCCUGAAGCUCCUCACCUCCUCGGUGAUGGAUGGGUGCUGAGUGCUGCAUCCCACCUGCAGACCUGGCUCCUCACCCCAGGGCAGAGGCUGCUGGAGCUGGGAAGAGGGUGCAGUAAGCGAGGGCACAGCUCGAGGUUCCCUGCGUUGAGGCUAAAGAAAAGCACGGAGGGCAAAGCAAAUAUUAGCCCGGAUUUUCAGCAGCUACAAGUCAAAUUGGAAAACAAACGAGAAAAAAAUUAAAUGAGGUGGGAGUUCCUGCCCCUGAAUUGAGCAGCACCAAAGCAGCAUUUCUCCCUCGCUCUUUCUCUCCGUGGCUUGUCUACAAACAAUUCAGUGUAUAUGUAUUUCUGGCACAAAGCAGAGAGUCCUAUGAUUCUUGAUUGUAAUUAUGAGUUUCAGAAAGCCUGCAAGUGAUUCCGGGCAUUAUAAUAAGGAUUUAGGACAGUAUUGUUUAAAAAGCAACUGUUUGUUGAAUAUCAAAGCAACUUCAGGAGGAGAGGUGAGGUGAUGCUGAGAGGAGGCUCCCACAAGUACAACUGAAAAAGAAACCAGUCGCUUGGUUCUCCUCCUCUUCUUCAGAGUCUCUGCAGCAGAGAUGGAUAUGUGAAUUGCCCCAGGCUUUCUUACUGCCUGAGAGAAAGCAAAAAACCCACCAUAAUUCCUGGAAAAGGUGAGGGGAGUGAGAGGGUGCAGUGAGGCAGAAGCUGGAGACAAGGGAGUUUGGAAGAGCUUCAUCCUCUGCAAGAGGACAGUCACCAUCACUCCCGCUUCCCUCCGUGCAUUUAGAUGUCACUUGGCCUCAGCAGUAGCUGAUGUUUUGAAGAUACAAGCUGAUUUAUUACUGAGACCUUCAGCAACAGAACCGGGAGGGUAUUUUUGUGGCGUGGAGGAGGACAGGCUGGCUGGUGACACAGACACCCCUUGAUGGGACCUGGGUGGCAGGCACAGCCAUGUGCUGUAAGUGUCCAUCCUCUGGUGGGUGAGUGACUCCCAGCCCUCCCCGAGGGGUCAUUAACCUGCCCUGGCAGUGCCCAGCUUCCAGUCUAGGAGGGAAAAGACUGUGUGAAAAAUCAUAUUUUCACAAUUUACCCAGCGCAGACAAAGUAGAUUUCUUUUUGGAAGACUCAAAACAACUUUCCCCCAUCCUAUAAAUGGGGAAAAUAUUGUGGUUCAAACAGAAACACACACACACAUAUUUCCCUGUGUUACAGGAAGCGAAUUUCCAAAGGAAAACUCUGAAUGUGUUCAUGUUUCCAAACAUGUUGGCGUGCAUUGCUGUUUGGAAGUGUUCACCGUGCAGCAGGUAGCUUUGAUGUUAUUUACUUGUUUGGGGGAAUAACUGAGCAGCCAACCAAACAUCCAUGCAGGUCUGCAUUCAUCUCUCAUGGAAACAGCUGAACACGUUCCAGUUAUUAAAGCAUCUAUUUUACUAAGGUCGUAAAAACAGAUGGAGAUGAAGCUCCAAAGGGGUGUUGCGUCCAAGCUAUUUCAUUUCAUCCAUAAUGGGGAUGUGCCCUGAUUUCACAAUGUAUUUAAUCUGACCCCUGCAAGAUGCCAGGAGGGAUGAAGCUGGGGUCCUGCUCGCCUUGCGGAGGGUGAUGUCUCGGAGGCGAGGGCCAUAUGAUGUGCCAGCACCAUCACCAAGAUGUGGUUUGCAGGGAGGGCUCUGAACGAAGCGAGCCCUCAUUAGCAUGAUUGCGUUUGUGAUCUCCACGCCUGCAGCAGAGACAUUAUGUGAGAGCUGAAAACUAAAGCCAUUUGCAUCGACGCCUGCCUGGAUCUGGCUGGCUGGGGGAGCAGCGCGGCGGGGAUGCUCCCUUGGCCUCCCCCAGCAUUAGCACAGGCUCCCGGUGUCAGCUUAAAAAAAAUAUCAACAAAACAAGAAAAAGCAGCUGGUUUCUCUGGACCGACUGCUACUUGACAGGAACAGGUUGAAACUUUUCUGAAAAAGCGUUUGUCCUUUGGGAAAUGCUAUUUUGUAGGUGGUUUAUGUAAUUUAAUGAGGCAGCGUGGUGAAUCUACGGAACAGAAAUCGUCAUAGCAGGGUUUCUGGUUGAGUAUUGCAUGGGGUUGUAAUUUUGGAACAGACAUUUUGCACGGAAACAGUGAUUUUUUGCAAUGUUUUGGAGAGGCUGGAAAAAAGGAUUUCAAAUAAAAGUUAAAUUGCUCCACAA
Molecule: messenger RNA, 6546 nt
Organism: Calidris pugnax (ruff)
Lineage: Eukaryota; Metazoa; Chordata; Aves; Charadriiformes; Scolopacidae
Gene: TLR4
Product: toll-like receptor 4
Exons: 3
Coding region: 268-2787 (839 amino acids)
Biological process (GO): defense response to Gram-negative bacterium; inflammatory response; toll-like receptor signaling pathway
Cellular component (GO): membrane
Molecular function (GO): lipopolysaccharide binding; protein binding; transmembrane signaling receptor activity
Source: RefSeq, a predicted model, not a curated record